GGGACGUUAUUCACGGAGAUCCCAAACCCAAAACGACAAACGGUUUAUUAAUCAAUGGUACGCCCAUGGGGGGCGUUUUCCAUUACUUUUCCUUCUAAACGAACGGACAAAUACGAAUUAGUCGUGCUCUGCCUACUUCUGGCGACACAUUCGAAUCAAAAUAAUAAUUAUGAUCCAAUUAUUGAUCAUUGGUAUUGUAUUUCUCCUGGGAGUAUUCAUGGUGGUUGUAUGUGUGAUAUUGAGUAGUCCAAAAUGUACUAGUAAGGUUUGUUUAGUAGGAAAAACAGCUCUUGUGACCGGUGGAAGUUCAGGAAUUGGUUAUCAGACGGUUCUUGGAUUGGCUGCACGAGGAUGCAGAGUUAUUGUAGCUGAUCAAAAUGUCGACGAAAAAAUACAAAGAUCAUUGAUAAAGGAGUCUAACAAUCCGAAUAUCAUUAUGCAGUAUGUUGAUUUGGCUUCAUUUGAAUCAGUUAGAGAACUGGCAAGAAGAUUGACUGCGUCGGAAGAUAAACUGGAUAUCCUGAUAAACAAUGCUGGAAUAGGCAAGGGACCUGACAAAUUGUCUAAAGACGAUCUGGACGACACCUGGCAAAUAAACUAUUUCAGUGCUUUUCUUCUGACACAUCUGCUGAUUGGACUGUUGAAGAAAUCUUCAGCUGGCAGAGUAAUCUUCACAAGUUCUUUGUUAUCCCACGUGCAUCAGUUGUCUUCGGAAAAUAUAACUGCUACUGAAAUCAAAUCCUCUGAAUACUUCUUAUCUUAUUCAGACACCAAAGUAGCACUUAUCAUUGCCUCGGAUAUAUUCGCAACUAAAUUGAAUAAAUUCAAUAUCACCUCCAACGUUUAUCAUCCCGGAAUUGCGAAUACAGCUAUUUUCGAAAGAAGCAUGCGAAAUAUGGAAGGAAUCGGAGAAAAGGCAUUGGUCUUUGUGCUACGUUUAUUGUUAUUCUUCCUUAAUAAGACUCCUGAAGAUGGAGCGCAAACAGCCCUUCACCUUGCUGUUUCCCGGGAAGUGGAAAACAUAACUGGACGUUAUUUUGGACGAUUAUCUGAGACUUGGAAACCUCGUAUUUGCAAGGAUAAGAUUCUCUGCGAGAAAAUAUGGACAACAUCAGAAACGAUAGUCAAACUUGAAUCUAACGAAAGAUUGUAAUAAAUUUUAGAAAAUUGAUAUCUUUAACUCUUUGCUAUCAUAUACAGGUAUUUCAUUCGCUGAUUCACAGAAUGCUCAUGCAACUGAGAAGUCACUCAGAGAUGAUAUUUCCAACAGUAAAAACACAAUAACUUUAUCGAAUAAAUUUAUCUUCCUCACGGAGAAUAUUUGCCAGUCAGUCAUGUUGUCUAAUGUAAGUUUCUCGAGAGAAAUUACUGAUGGAAAAUUUCUGACUCAGUAAGGAAAUUUGUCUAAUUAAAAACAACUUCGAGUGUUUCUUUUCGGCAAGAUGAAUCAAUGACCACAUAAAAAUAAACAACAAUAUAAUUAUCACCUUUAUAGAUGAUAUCGUGUUUCUUGAAGUAUGC
Messenger RNA from Phaedon cochleariae (mustard beetle), 1521 nucleotides. Lineage: Eukaryota; Metazoa; Arthropoda; Insecta; Coleoptera; Chrysomelidae. The record is from the annotation of a GenBank genome assembly.